Molecule: messenger RNA, 1291 nt
Organism: Spinacia oleracea (spinach)
Lineage: Eukaryota; Viridiplantae; Streptophyta; Magnoliopsida; Caryophyllales; Amaranthaceae
Product: BAG family molecular chaperone regulator 5, mitochondrial
Exons: 2
Coding region: 221-823 (200 amino acids)
Biological process (GO): protein folding
Cellular component (GO): plasmodesma
Molecular function (GO): protein-folding chaperone binding
Source: RefSeq, a predicted model, not a curated record
GUUUGUGGGGCCAAACAUUUCUCCAUUAUAGACAUAUUUGCCCAAGCACAUGUAAAAAUUAUCAUCAACAUGGGGUCCAAAAGCUUAAACUGUAACGUCUUCCAUAAUUUAACCUUUUCCUUUAUGUAGUUUCUACGGCCCCCCUGCAUCAUUUUCAACCCACUUUCUCUCUCUUAUCAUCAUUCUCUUCCUCACUUUUCUCAUCUCUCAGUCGGUGGCCAUGAAACCCAACAGAAAAGCUCGUUUCUCACCAUCUUCAUCCUCAACAUCAACUGUCACCUACACAUACAGAAAUGACAACUCUACCCUCCCCAAAACCACAACCACUGAAAUUCCGAUCACCGUCCAUUUCCAUGAUCACUCAGCUGCAGCUUCUAAGAUACAGACAGCCUAUCGUUCCUACGUGGUCCGCUCUCUCUUAAAGAAGAUCGCAGCCAUUGAAAAAGAGGUUGAUAAAUUGGAGAGGCUGAUCCAACAGCAGGAAACUGUGGAUGCAGUAAGGAGUAGUGAAAAGGACAAGUUACGGAUCAAUGAGGCUUUGAUGGUUCAGUUGUUGAAGUUGGAUUCUGUUCCUGGGUUUAACUUGAGUGUAAAGGAGCUGAGGAAGAGUUUGAGCCGUCGGAUCGUGGGGUUGCAAGAGGUGAUGGAUGGCAUUUGUGGUGAUCAUAGAUUAAUGGAUGGAUGGGAUUUAUGGAGGGAUUGGGAUGAGGGGUUUGGUGGGAUUGAGGAAAAGUUUUGUAGGGAAAGAGGUGGGGAGGAGUUGGAGAAGUUUUGUGCCUAUAACUUGGGUUUUCGAUGUUUAGAGAGGUUUUUGCGACAAUAACGGUUGAGAGCCUGUGUACUAUAGAUUUCAGGUUUGAAUUUCUCUAUCCGUUUGUAAUUUAUAUUGCCUUGUGGCUCAGUCGUACCAGAAAAACAAAAAACACUCAGGCCUCAGGGAGCCCCAAUUAGGAUAAGCUGUUAUCAUACUUACACAAUAACACCUAAUAUAGUAUGUUUCUCGUGAUUCCGUUGUUUUGAAGAGGUUUUACGUGAACCUUGGAACGGCAAUUAUUAGUGUGUGGAUUAUAACUUGAUGUUCGGAUCGGCAUUUUGACAACAGCAAUUCAAUGUAAAUCUUGCUUGCAAUUUUAGAGUCGAGUUUGAUAAGCCAAGAUGAAUGGCUAGUUUACUACGAAUUGUAUAGUUCUUGAAGUUUAUGGAUGCUUAAUGUGUGUUGAAUUUUAAUUACCCGAGCUUUGUAAUGAACUUAUUUUCGUAUUCAAUUGAAACAAAAGCUUACUGAAAAUAA